AACCUCUUACAGUCCCACUUACUACCAUCAUUGCAGAGAAAAACCGCUCAUACUCAAAACAUAGAGAGGGAGACCAUCCAACCUGUUCUUAUCACUUGUGAGUUGUGACUACCAACCCAGAUAUAGAAAGAUCAGAUAUAGAAAGAGAAACCGUGGAGAGAGAGAGAGAGAGAGAGAUUGCGUAAAGAAUCAGAUUUUUAAGGGGAACCCAAGAAAGUAAAAUCAAGUAAGAGAGGGGAAGAUGCUGAACACACCACUACCUUCUUCUUUGCAAUCAACAGCCACAACCAUCAAAGAGAAGAAGAAGCUAUACUCUCUCGUGGCCACAUCUGUUGUUUCUCUGAUCUUCGUCUUCUCUGUUUCAUCAUCAUCAUCUUCUUCUGGGUCUUCUUCUUCUUCGUUGCAUUACCAUCAGAAACAUCGUCUUAUCCUUAGCGAUCCAAAUCAAUCCGAUGCUAACUAUGUUUCCCCUUCCCUACCAUCUAUUGCCUACUACAUCACCGGUUCCGACGGCGAUUCGAAUCGCCUCCUGCGCCUUCUCUUCUCUAUAUACCAUCCCAACAACCAAUACCUCCUUCAUCUAGACCUCACUGCUUCCCAGUCCCAGCGAGACCAACUCGCGCUCACUCUCCAAUCCAUCCCUGUCUUUCGUGACUUUCAGAAUGUCAAUGUCAUUGGGAAAGCCGAUUAUGCUUACCCACGCGGCUCCUCCGUUCUUGCUUCGACUCUCCACGGUGCUUCCAUUCUCCUCCGACUCUCUCAGCAUUGGGAUUGGUUCAUUAACCUCUCUGCCGCCGAUUACCCUCUUGUUGCACAAGACGAUCUUCUUCACAUAUUGUCAUUUCUACCGAAGGAUCUCAAUUUUGUGAAUCACACCAAUUACAUUGGCUGGAGAGAAUCUUUCAGAAUGAAACCCAUUAUUAUUGAUCCAGGGCUUUAUAUUUCUGAGAAGAGUUAUGUAUUUUAUGCUACACAAAAGCGGGAGUUGCCGACCGCAUACAGAUUGUUCACAG
Macadamia integrifolia is the source of this 1013-nucleotide messenger RNA. RefSeq names its product beta-glucuronosyltransferase GlcAT14A. Gene Ontology annotation, molecular function: glucuronosyltransferase activity. Lineage: Eukaryota; Viridiplantae; Streptophyta; Magnoliopsida; Proteales; Proteaceae. Gene Ontology annotation, cellular component: membrane. The record is from RefSeq and is a predicted model, not a curated record.